This is a messenger RNA of Phoenix dactylifera (date palm), 781 nucleotides long. The record is from RefSeq and is a predicted model, not a curated record. NCBI's taxonomy places the organism in Eukaryota, Viridiplantae, Streptophyta, Magnoliopsida, Arecales, Arecaceae.
AUGGAGAAGAAAGAGGGGGGAGGGGCCUCGCUGGUGGUGGUGUGGUCGGUGGUGCUGGAGCCUGGAAGGUUCUGGAGAGUGGAGAAACCGAGAAAGGAGAAGAACUGUGGAGCGGACGAGCGGUGGAGGGAAUUUAAACGGGUUGCAACAGGGCAAGUUGCAAGCACCGGUAUAGUCGCACUGAGCUAUGUUCAAAAGGUUUCUGAGAAGGUUUCCCUUGCAUCUGAUUUCAUGUACAAUCAUAUGACAAGAGAUGUAACUUCAAGUUUUGGUUAUGAUUACAUCCUUAGACAGUGUCGUUUAAGGGGGAAAAUUGAUUCCACUGGUUGUGUGGCUGCUUAUCUUGAGGAGCGACUUAAUAUGGGCGUCAAUUUUAUUCUUUCUGCAGAGAUUGAUCAUCGGAAGAAAGACUACAAAUUUGGGUUUGGUAUGACUGUAGGAGAGUAAAGCUUCUUGUAACAUCUCUUCACAAGAAUUAAUGAUUUUCUGGUCACUGGUUUUGUUGGCUGGGCCUUGUUUUCAUGGCCUGCCGGGGCCGCCAAGUCUGAACGGUUCUUCAAGUUCUUCCUGGCAAGUUUAUUAUGUUGAAGGUUUUAUGGAAAGAAAGAAACCAUCAUUUUUGCAAUUUUAUCAGUUGAUUUCAAACAUUUGGAUCCAGCAUUUGGUGGCCAUUUGACAUUCAUGGCAUUCUCAGGCCAUGAUUCCAUGUUCAUCGCUGAUGGAACAAGCUCUAUAACAGGGUUGAUCAAUGAUUAGUUAUUCUGGUCUUUCAUUUAGAUAA